Molecule: messenger RNA, 962 nt
Organism: Uranotaenia lowii
Lineage: Eukaryota; Metazoa; Arthropoda; Insecta; Diptera; Culicidae
Product: prostaglandin E2 receptor EP4 subtype
Exons: 4
Coding region: 1-720 (239 amino acids)
Biological process (GO): positive regulation of cytosolic calcium ion concentration; adenylate cyclase-activating G protein-coupled receptor signaling pathway; inflammatory response
Cellular component (GO): plasma membrane
Molecular function (GO): G protein-coupled receptor activity
Source: RefSeq, a predicted model, not a curated record
AUGAUACGAAGAUCGAUUUUCCUGCUCUGGGCAGUUGGGGCGUUCUUCACCUUUCUGCCGCUGUUCGGCUUCGGGAUCUACUACGAUGAGACGAAGCAGACCUGCAUCAGGUACCGGGACGCCACGGAACCCACCGAUGUCGCCUACGCCUAUCUGUUUUUUUGCGGAAUAAUUCUGUGCACCGGCAUUGUCAUUUGCAAUCUCAGCGUUCGGAAGGUCCUGUACCGGUCUCAUCACAAAAUGAGCCGCCAGUUUCGGUCGAUUCAACCGGUCCCGAUGCUGGAACGUUCCACCAGUCGGACGCUUCCCGCAAAGUCGGCCAGCUUUGCCGACUCUUCCAUCUUCCGAAUGAUCGGGGAACCCACCACCGAGGAAAUCCGAUUCGCCAAGCUGAUGACGUUCCUGAGCAUUAGCUUUCUGGCCUGUUGGCUGCCUCAGAUGAUCUCUAUUCUCCUGAUACAGUUGCUGAGACCAGAAUUGAAGGCCCGAUUCAGCUGGUUCUUCCGUCUGUCAGACAUUUUGAUCCUGCUGCACUUCAUGCUCGAUCCCUACAUCUACGUGCUGCUGCGCAAAAGUGGCCCGAAGCGAUCUGCGAACCAUGAUCCGGUUGGUGUGGCCAUCACGAAAACCUGCCGGCGGGGAGAGAGGACGAGACACUUGCACUACUACGGAUACCAGCGAUUGAAGGUGGCUCGAGAAGAUUUCGAGAGAUUCGAAUAAUCAAUUCCUUGAUACUGACACAUCAGGUUAAAACUUAUAUUCCGGACGAGAUGGAAUCUGUCCAGAGGAAUAUUUAUUUUUUGAUAUACAAUUCUCUGCACAGAUAUUAUUAACAUAUACAAAUAUUUGUAAUAUCACUUUUGAAGCGAUUUGAAAAAGAUUCAAAUCGAGCCUAAGUAGCAUAGUAAGUUCUGAAUGUGAUGAAACAUGUUGUCCAACAACACAACUCUGCAACCCAGUUA